CCCCUGGAGCAGAGAGGACGCUCACGCCACCAUGGAGCACAGGGUGAUCUACGUCCUGGUGUUGGUCUGUGCACUGACCCUCAGCUCCCUGGCCCAGGGCCAGCAGGAGACGUGCACGGUGGCCCCUCACCACAGAGACAACUGCGGCUCUCCGGGCAUCACGCCUUCCCAGUGUAAGGACAAGGGCUGCUGUUUCGACAACACAGUUCGUGGGGUCCCGUGGUGCUACUACCCUGUGGCCGUGGACAACCCUCCCGAAGAGGAGUGUCCCUUCUAGAUGCCUGCGGCGGAGCAUCGCCAGGAGCUG
Messenger RNA from Canis lupus familiaris (dog), 307 nucleotides. It is a transcript of the gene TFF1, whose product is annotated as trefoil factor 1. The record is from RefSeq and is marked provisional. NCBI's taxonomy places the organism in Eukaryota, Metazoa, Chordata, Mammalia, Carnivora, Canidae. Gene Ontology annotation, biological process: maintenance of gastrointestinal epithelium.